Messenger RNA from Exophiala viscosa, 1840 nucleotides. RefSeq names its product branched-chain amino acid aminotransferase. The record is from RefSeq and is a predicted model, not a curated record. Gene Ontology annotation, molecular function: branched-chain-amino-acid:2-oxoglutarate transaminase activity. Bases 500 to 1636 code for a protein of 378 amino acids. NCBI's taxonomy places the organism in Eukaryota, Fungi, Ascomycota, Eurotiomycetes, Chaetothyriales, Herpotrichiellaceae. The transcript is spliced from 2 exons. Gene Ontology annotation, biological process: branched-chain amino acid metabolic process.
AGCACGGACAUGGCAAAACCAUUGCGACAGCGUGACACGGUUGCCGGAUUAGAGGCAUCAUACAAAAGCGGCAACUAACUUACAGUACUGUACCACAGUACUCGUAUUGGCCUGGAACGCUCUUGACCUCGGUUUGUUCAUCCAGUCACUUCAAUCCAACAGUAAAAAAGGCCUCCGAUCUCGCUGUUACACCCUGCAAAAAGCAUUGCUCGAACCAUCGAAUCAAAUAACGUCCAUAAGAAGAAUAUCGCAAUAUCUUACACACAAAACUAUUUGCCGGUCGCAAAAGAUUCAUACACUGACAUUCUGGUAAUCCGACCACUGCAACAUCGUAUUGGGUGCUUAUGCUCAGCGGGCUUGCAUGACAAGACCACAAGAUAAUUUUGCAGCGUCAAGCAUUCCAUCCUUCAACUGAUACAUAUUGCGAAGAGGAAGAGUCCUUACCCUGGGGAGUGAGUCCUAGUCUAGUUGGAAACCAUUUGUGCUGGUCUCUUUUACAAUGGCUCCAUUCCCUCCUCCACCAGUCAGCACCAUUGACUGGGCCAAUGUUGGCUUCAAAGUCCGCGAAGUGAACGGCCACAUCGAGUCGACCUUCCGCUACUCCUCCGAGAACCCAUCAUGGAGCAAACCACGCUUCAUCACCUCUCCGCACCUGUCCAUCCACGGCAUGGCUCCCGGUCUGAACUACGGCGUGCAAUGCUACGAAGGCAUCAAGGCAUUCCGCCUACCCAAUGGCAAUAUCACCAUUUUCCGGCCCGACCAGAACGCUAAGCGCAUGCAACGCUCCGCAGAGUACAUCAGCGUGCCUCCAGUACCCGAAGAUCUUUUCAUCGAGUCAGUCAACCUUGCCGUCGCCUUGAACGCCGAGUUCGUCCCUCCCACCGAGACUGGUGCCGCCAUGUACAUCCGGCCUUUACUCUUCGGAUCCAGCGCUCAACUCGGUCUAAGUCCUCCAGACGAGUAUACUUUCGUCGUCUUCGUCAUGCCUACGGGUGUCUACCACGGUGUCCACGCCGUCGACGCCCUCAUCUUAGAAGACUUUGACCGUGCCGCGCCUGAAGGAACAGGCAGCGCCAAGGUUGGCGGCAACUACGCACCUGUCCUUCGACAUAGCGAAAAGGCCCGCAACGCUGGCUUCGGUAUCACGCUGCAUCUCGACAGCAAGACGCGCAGCGAGAUCGACGAGUUCUCGACGUCGGGCUUCCUCGGCGUGCGCAAGGAUGGCGACACGACGACCAUCGUCGUGCCCGACAGCAAGGCUGUCAUCAAGUCCGUGACAUCCGAGUCCGCAUGCCAGAUCGCCAAGGACAUCUACGGAUACAACGUCGAGAGACGUCGCAUCGAGUACCAGGAAUUGCCCGAGUUCAGCGAAGUCAUGGCCGCUGGAACCGCAGCCUCGCUCGUGCCCAUCAAGAGCAUCACCAUGAAAUCUCGAGAAGACAAGUUCGAGUAUCCCGUCAACGAGAAGCUGGACCCCGGUCCGGUCUGCACCCAGCUUUUGACCACAUUAAAGGGCAUUCAGCAGGGUAAAGUGAAGGAUCAAUUUGGAUGGAAUUUCACUGUGACAGAACCGCCGAGCGAGUUCACCGCUGCUUCAAAAGGCGUACCAAACGGAGCUGUGGAUCAACUGCCGUAGUACGACAUGUUGUAUCACUCGUGAUCACUCUACCAAUACGGCGUCCGCGAAAGCAGAUCAGUACUAAUCCAGGGCACCUCGGUUCAAAGGAGCCGGACUCAAGAAGACUUCUGCGUAUAAAAGGGGGCCUCAUAAAAGUGAGAUCGGAAAAAUAGCAUUUGUACAGAACUGAAUACUUGUUACCCAUGCAGGCUGCUGCAACCC